Molecule: messenger RNA, 3281 nt
Organism: Epinephelus fuscoguttatus (brown-marbled grouper)
Lineage: Eukaryota; Metazoa; Chordata; Actinopteri; Perciformes; Serranidae
Gene: ccdc57
Product: coiled-coil domain containing 57
Exons: 17
Coding region: 210-2522 (770 amino acids)
Source: RefSeq, a predicted model, not a curated record
GUUGCCAUGGAAAUUAUUUCCAUCACAGAGCGACGAGCCAAGUUUUGGUUGACGAGUUUAGCUCGUUAAAUGGCAUUAUUAGCUAAGGUUACGAUAGUGUAAUAGUUAGAUAUUUGAUCGAUACGUGUAGUCAUGACUGUGACGUAUGAAGACUGAUAGGCCACGCGGAACUAACUAUCGAGUGCUACAAAAGCUAAAGCUUCUGUAUUAUGGUGUAUCCCAGUUCAGCCAUGCAGUCAGACGGGGACAGUGGACUGGUAGACCUGGAGGCCCAGUUGGCCAGUAAAGAGAGGGAGUGGAAGGAGCUCCUGGCUGCAAGGGUUCAUCAACUGGAGAGUUCCCUCCAACAGGCCCAGGAGGAGUACUCCUCCCUCAGAGAACGUUACCAGCAACUGAGGGAAGAUUUCCAGUUCAACCUGGCCAUCCUGGAUGAAAGAGACAGAGAGCUAGAGAGAUAUGAUGUCAUAACUGCGAAAGCUCUGACUGUGGAACACAACAGGCAGGGGGAGCUGAACCAGCUCUGUAUGCAGGUUGCUCAGCUGGAGAGGCAGAGAGCCAGAGAAACUCAGGAGAGGCAGGAGGAGCUCAGGCUGCAGCUGGACACGCUCAAGAGCUCAAUGGCUGGUGAAAUUCAAAAGCAAACGGAGGAGUAUGACAGGAUGAAACAGGAUUUGCAGAGCAGAAUACAAGAGAUGGAAGGAGAGCUGAUCCUACAGAGACAGGAGAUGACAGCAGCUUUUGACAGUGAGCUCAGACAGCGGGAGCAUGAGUUCAAUAUAAAAAUAGAUGAGAUGUGCGCUCUGGUGCUGUCUCAUGAUCUCAAGGUGAAGCUGCUGUCUAAAGAGACUGAAGUUCACUGCCAUGCUCAGCAUCAGACUGCAGAGGCUCUUAAAGCUUCGAAGGAGUUCUGUCAGCAGAUACAAACCCAGCUGCAACACAAAGACCAGGAGAUCAAACACCUCACUAAUGUCAAGGACAACAAGAUAAAGGAGCUUGAGGACAAGCUGAAAGGGAUGGGGACCAUACUGAAGAAAGAGGAGGAUAAGCACAUUAAGAAAUAUGCAAAUGUGGUCCAGACUCUGAUGGAGUGUGAUGGACAGCUGGAGGUUCAGUAUCAGGCCCUCACAGAGCAGCUGCAGAAGGCUGAGAGACACGUCAUUAGACUACAGGGGAGCAUAGACAUUCUGGCUGCAUGUGUAUGCUGCAUACAGGAAGACCAUCGGGAGGCCAUGAAAAAGAAAGAUGAGACAAUCCAGAGCUACAAGCAGCAACUAAGUGUUGGUUUGAAGAGAGAGAGGGCCUUAGAACAGAUGCAAGUCCAGAUAGAGCUGGAGUGGCAGAGACGCUGUGAGGACAUGAAGGUGCAGUGCUACCAUGUGAAUGAGCAGCUAAUACAAGAUCUCACCAAGGCUCGAGACCAGGUUAAAGCAGAGCUGAAGGAGAAAGAACAAGAUCUGCAGGACUUGACUGUCUUACUACGUUCUGUUCAAACUGAGAGAGACCAGGCAGUACAGGGUCUCACACCAAAGAUAGAUUCUCUGGCAUCAGAAGAGAUCCGUUGUCUGCAGCAGCAGAACAGCAUCCUGCGGGCCGUGGUUAACCAGAUGAGAAAGGACAUGGAGGGUCUCACCCAUCCCCAGGCCCAGCCACAGGCCUCCUCUCCUCAGACAGUUCAGCAUUCAGAAGCCCCUGCAGCUAAAACUCAGAUGGCCACUGGAUUACCGACCCAAUCAACUGACAUCUCCUUCAAAGUCAGUGCACCAGGUGGUCUGUCCCAGGAGAAGGAUACCAAUGCCUCUGCUCUGGCAAAGCAGGAGGUCAGAAUGGCACAUAUGGAGUCUGCUCUUGCCAGCCUCAUGGAACAGAGUGCACUCGUGGGACAGCUCAGAGAGGAGAACCUGUAUUUGCCACAGCAGCAGGCGUCCAGCCUGAAGUAUGGUAGUUUGUUUGAAAAUGUGCAGAGCGCUAAAAGCAAUACCAGGCUAAAGCAGGCAGCAUCCCGUAUUGCUCGUCUGAGCAGAGAGAAACAGCAGCUGAUAGAGAUAGGCAACCGCCUCCGUGCACAAAUAACCACAGCUGGACCACAGGAACCACUGGAGCCAGAGAGGGACUUGUCCACAGAGAAACAAGGAGACCAUCAUGAUGGGCUGAUUGCUUUGGAACAGCUGCAGUACCAGCUCACCUCACAGGAGCUACAGUAUGCACUGAGGCAGAGGGCUGGCACUUUUGCUGAACAACUUCUACUUGGAAAAAACAGCCCAGAUUCUGCCACAAAAGGGGCUGCCAACCCCUGGUGCAAAGGGUUCAAAAUCACAGACAGGCCUGAGCCAAAGACUUCCACCUCACCAUCGACAACUCCACCCUGUCCCCCUCCCCUCACUGCCGCAACCUUGGUAUCAUCUUUGACAGCAACCUCUCCUUCGACCAACACAUCAAACAAGUCACUAAAACAGCCUUCUUUCACUUUAAAAACAUUUCUCGCCUCCGCCACUCACUCUCUCUCAAUGCUGCCGAAGCCCUGAUCCACGCCUUCAUUACAUCCCGCCUUGACUAUUGCAAUAGCAUCCUUUAUGGCACAAACUUCUCAAUAAACUCCAAUAUAUCCAAAACUCUGCCGCCCGCCUCCUCACUCACACCCGCUCCCGCGACCACAUCACCCCUGUCCUUCAGAACCUCCACUGGGUCCCUGUUCCACAACGCAUCCACUUCAGACUCCUCCUACUCACCCAUAAAGCCCUCCACAACCAGGCCCCCUCUUACCUCACAGACCUGCUCCACCCUUACACCCCUUCCUGCAGCCUCCGCUCUUCCAAUGCCAACCUUCUCACCGUCCCCAAGACCAAGCACAGAACCUGGGGGGACAGAGCCUUCUCCGUUGCUGCCUCCACCCUCUGGAAUUCCCUCCCAAAACUCAUCUGUGACUGCACUGACCACCCAUCAUUCAAAUCACUACUCAAAACUCACUUGUUCCGUUCUGCUUUUAAUGUUUAGCUACUUUUAUUCAUUUACUAUACUUUAUUUGUUUUUUCACUCCCAUUACUAUUCCUCUUUGUCUUCGAUGUCUUUGCUGAAAAUUGUUUUUUUGAUGUGUUUGAACUGUCUCUGUAAAGUGACUUUGAGAACUUUGAAAAGCGCUUUUUAAAUAAAAUGUAUUAAUAUUAUUAUUAUUAUUAUACAAGAUACAGAAACUGUACUUUUCAUUUAUCAGUUUACAUUUUGCUGUCUCCGUGAGUCCAGAUUUUUCAACACCCUGUAAGUGCAACAUCUGAAAAUUAACUUAU